GCUUAGCCCGUCAGCGAAUCACAAAAACACGUAUUGACUUGUAACUUGCACCUGCAAUGUACUUGUUUCACUAUUCUCUGUUUCCUCUUGUUCGUCACUUUCAGUCGCCAGAAAUGGAAUGAAGAGCAUCACAAAUGGAUCAAAGCCAGCGAUCAAUAGCAUCAGCAGCUGCAGCUUCCCGCGGUUACCAGUUUCACCCUGCUCGAGCUGCCAUUAUCGAUCUCUUUAAUGUCUAUUUAGGAAGAAGUAGCCGCCAAAAGGCUGACGAUUCAACUCGCGAACCACCGAACAAGACGCAAAAGCGAGUACUUGCUCUUAACAGAGAGCUCCCUCCUCGAAAUGAGCAAUUCCUUUUAGAUUUUGAGCAACUGCAGAGCCAGUUUCCUGAUCAAGAUCAGCUGCGGUCUGUCACAGAAUCUGUUCUUAUAUCUUUGGUUGUUCAGUGUUGUAAUCAUGCCCCACGGGCCGAAUUUCUUCUCUUUGCUUUACGGAGCUUAUGCAGCAUAGGAUACAUUAAUUGGGAUACUUUUUUGCCAUCUCUUCUUUCUUCUGUAUCCUCUGCUGAAAUGUCAGCUGGUCAGGCUGGUCAAACAAUGUCAGCUAUUUCAUCUAUGAAUUUAUCACAGACUGGGAUGCCUCAUUCUUCAAGUGCAAUGCCCAACUCAUCGAAUUUUCAGUCUUCAAAUCCUACAUCUCCAUUACCCUCAGUUCAUGGUAUUGGUUCUCCUGCCCAAUCAGCAAUUGAACCAUCAACUGUUGCAAGCUUGUCUCCUGUUAAAUCAUCUGAUAUUUCUGGUAAUGGGCAACAGUCUACAACAAGGAUCAACUUAUCUACGAGGGAUAAUGCCAUAAGCAGCUUACGCCAGCUAUGUUGCAAGAUUAUUUUAACUGGUCUUGAGUUCAAUUUAAAGCCAGUGACUCAUUCUGAGAUUUUCCACCAUAUGUUAAAUUGGAUGGUCAAUUGGGACCAAAGACAACAUGGAGUCGAUGAAUCUGAUGGUGUGAAAUCAUGGAGACCUGACAAAGCUCUGACUGAAUGGCUGCACAGUUGUCUGGAUGUUAUUUGGCUGCUGGUUGAUGAGAAUAAGUGUAGAGUGCCCUUUUAUGAAUUAUUACGCAGUGGUUUGCAGUUUAUAGAGAACGUACCAGAUGAUGAAGCUUUAUUUACACUUAUCUUGGAGAUCCAUAGGAGGCGGGAUAUGAUGGCCAUGCACAUGCAAAUGUUAGAUCAGCACCUUCAUUGCCCGACAUUUGGUACUCAUCGAAUUCUGUCUCAAACAACUCCUACAAUUUCAGUUGAACCAGUAGCAAACUUGCGGUAUUCCCCCAUCACAUAUCCAAGUGUGCUUGGAGAACCAUUGCAUGGAGAGGAUCUUGCAAAUUCUAUUCAGAGGGGAAGUUUAGAUUGGGAAAGAGCUUUGCGUUGUAUAAGACAUGCUCUUCGCACUACUCCAUCACCUGAUUGGUGGAAGCGUGUGCUCCUUAUGGCUCCUUGCUAUAGGAAUCCCGCUCAUGGACCUACUCCUGGUGCAGUUUUCACUUCUAGCAUGAUUUGUGAGGCAACAAUUGACAGAAUUGUUGAACUAUUGAAGUUAACAAAUUCAGAAGUAAACUGUUGGCGGGAGUGGCUUGUCUUCUCCGACAUAUAUUUUUUCCUUGUGAAGAGUGGAUGCAUUGAUUUUGUUGAUUUUGUGGAUAAGCUAGUUUCACGUCUCACAGAGGGCGAUCAGCAUGUUCUUCGCACAAAUCAUGUGACUUGGCUGUUUGCACAAAUUAUUCGAGUUGAAUUUGUGAUGAAUGCAUUAACCAAUGAUGCUAGAAAGGACUCUCAUGUUUGGGAUUUCACUUUUCACCUGCGAACUUUAACUUGGCAAUUCUGCUGGCAGGUAGAAACGACCAGAAAGAUUAUAUCAUUUCACAGAGAAGAUCGCAAUUCAGAUCCUAAUAAUCCUCAAAGCAUCUUGCUUGAUUUUAUUAGCAGUUGCCAAAACUUACGCAUUUGGUCAUUGAACACAUCGACGAGAGAAUAUUUAAAUAAUGAACAGCUUCAAAAAGGAAAGCAAAUUGAUGAAUGGUGGAGAAAUGUGACCAAAGGCGAUCGCAUGAUUGAUUACAUGAAUAUGGAUGAUAGAUCAAUUGGAAUGUUUUGGGUUGUGUCCUACACUAUGGCACAGCCAGCUUGUGAAACAGUGGUGAACUGGUUAUCCUCUGGUGGAGUUUCUGAGUUGUUACCUGGAGCAAAUAUGCAGUCAAAUGAGAGGCUAAUGGUGAUGCGGGAAGUAAGCCCAUUACCAAUGUCAUUAUUAUCUGGCCUUUCAUUGAAUCUCUGUUCAAAAUUGGUUCUGCAACUGGAAGAUUCUUUAUUUGCUGGACAGGUUAUUCCUAGCAUUGCAAUGGUUGAAACAUACUGCCGAUUGCUCCUCAUUGCACCUCACUCAUUGUUUCGUUCACACUUCACACAUUUGGCACAGAGGUACCCAUCCCUAUUGAGCAAGCCUGGAGUCACGCUUUUGGUGUUUGAAAUUUUGAACUAUCGGUUACUUCCACUGUACAGGUACCAAGGGAAAAGCAAAUCAUUGAUGUAUGAUGUUACUAAAAUAGUUUCUACUUUAAAAGGGAAACGAGGGGACCAUCGUGUAUUUAGACUGGCAGAAAACUUGUGCAUGAAUCUAAUUUUAUCGUUGAGAGAUUUUUUCUCUGUGAAAAGAGAAGGGAAGGGUCCAACUGAAUUCACUGAAACUUUGAACCGUGUGACCAUAAUUACUCUUGCCAUUAUCAUCAAAACUCGUGGAAUUGCUGAUGCUGAUCACUUGCUUUAUCUUCAGACUAUGCUAGAACAGAUAAUGGCAACUAGCCAGCACACAUGGUCAGAAAAAACUUUGCGCUACUUUCCUCCUCUCCUUCGUGAUGCCUUGAUUGGGAGGAUGGAUAAAAGGGGGUUAGCUAUUCAAGCAUGGCAGCAGGCGGAGGCAACUGUGAUUCACCAAUGUACCCAGCUUUUAUUACCAACUGGUGAUCCCACUUAUUACUUGACUUACAUCAACCACAGUUUCCCACAGCAUCGACAAUAUCUGUGUGCUGGUGCAUGGAUACUGAUGCACGGACAUCCUGAAGGCAUUAAUAAUGAAAAACUGGCACGUGCUUUGAGAGAAUUCUCCCCUGAAGAUGUGACAGCAAAUAUAUAUACCAUGGUGGAUGUUCUACUUCACCAUAUUCAUGUGGAACUUCAGCAUGGGCAUUCUUUACAGGACCUUCUACUGAAGACCUGUGCAAACCUUGCAUUUUUUGUGUGGACCCAUGAGCUGCUUCCUUUGGAUAUUUUGCUUCUGGCUCUUACUGACCGUGAUGAUGAUCCCCAUGCUUUGCGUAUUGUGAUCAGUUUACUUGAUAGGCAAGAGCUUCAACAAAGAGUUAAAAUGUUUAUCAUGAAUCGUGGGCCUCCAGAGCAUUGGCUUUUCUCCGGAACGUUCAAGCGUCUUGAUUUGCAAAAGGCACUAGGCAAUCAUCUCUCAUGGAAGGACAGGUAUCCCACAUUUUUUGAUGAUAUUGCAGCCCGUUUGCUUCCAGUCAUCCCCUUAAUUGUUUAUAGACUUAUUGAAAAUGAUGCCAUGGACCAUGCUGAUAGAGUUCUGGCUGUGUAUUCUCAAUUUUUAGCAUAUCACCCCUUAAGAUUCACAUUUGUCCGUGAUAUACUUGCAUACUUUUAUGGCCAUCUUCCUGGAAAACUCAUUGUGCGGAUACUAAAUGUGCUUGAUUUAAACAAGAUCCCAUUUUCAGAGUCAUUCCCUCAGCACAUUAGUUCAUCAAACCCUGUUAUGUGCCCACCUCCCGAGUAUUUUGCUACUUUGUUGCUGGGACUUGUGAAUAACGUGUUACCACCAUUAAAUACCAACUCAAAGUAUGGUGCAGUUGGAGAUGGUUUAUGUAAUUCAGUGCGCAAUCCAAAUACCAAGACUCCAGCAACAUCUCAGUCAGGGGCAACAAAUGCUUCUGAGGGGCAGAAAGCAUUUUAUCAAAUUCAGGAUCCCGGAACUUAUACUCAACUGGUUCUUGAAACAGCAGUAAUUGAACUGCUAUCGCUUCCAGUGACACCAUCCCAAAUUGUGUCGUCUCUGGUCCAAAUUGUAGUUAAUAUUCAACCAACUCUAGUGCAAUCCAGCAAUGGUCUGCAUGGAGCUUCAAAUAGUGUUGGGCAAGGAUCAGUUUUACCAACAUCCCCUUCUGGGGGGAGUACGGAUUCCAUAGGUGCAAGUAGAUCAACUCCUUCAGCUUCAGGAAUUAAUACUGCUAAUUUUGUUUCCCGGAGUGGUUAUACAUGCCAGCAACUAUCUUGCUUAUUCAUCCAAGCUUGUGGUCUUCUACUGGCUCAGCUUCCUCCAGAUUUCCACAUGCAACUUUAUAUGGAGGCAUCACGUAUAAUAAAAGAGAGUUGGUGGCUCACUGAUGGCAAAAGAUCACUCGGGGAACUGGACUCUGCUGUUGGCUAUGCCUUAUUGGACCCUACAUGGGCUGCUCAGGACAAUACCUCAACAGCCAUUGGUAAUAUUGUUGCCCUGCUACAUUCUUUCUUCAGUAACCUCCCACAGGAAUGGCUAGAAGGGACACAUGUAAUUAUUAAACAUCUUAAACCAAUAACGUCGGUUGCAAUGUUGAGGAUAGCAUUCCGUAUAAUGGGUCCGCUUCUUCCACGACUUGCCAAUGCUCACUCUCUCUUCAGUAAGACCCUAUCAUUGCUUUUAAACACAAUGGCUGAGGUAUUUGGGAGGAAUUCACAGCCAUCUACUCCUGUUGAAGCUUCAGAAAUAACAGAUCUUAUCGACUUCCUCCAUCACGUUAUCCAUUAUGAAGGGCAGGGAGGUCCUGUUCAGGCUAAUAGUAAGCCUAGACCAGAGGUCUUAGCUCUUUGUGGGAGAGCAGCAGAAAAUCUCCGUCCAGAUAUACAACAUCUUCUUUCUCACCUGAAACCCGACACGAACUCUUCCAUUUAUGCUGCUACGCAUCCAAAGCUGGUCCAGAAUCCCUCAUGAUCGGUUAACAUUUCUUACAGUCUUGUAUUGAGAUAGAAAUGCUCUUUGAGCUUUUAGCAUAGACACUACAUGAUUGGAAAAGCUUCAAACCAUAAAUUAUUUUGCAUUGAUGUGCCGAAAAGAGCCAUUGAAAGGAUUGAAGCUUGUUACACUGCUUGCGGCUUUAACAGCGAGGGAAAUGAAUUUUGCUAUGGAGGUGUUAAUAUGCCUGCAUCUCAUCCCUGUUGCAGCUGGAAGGUUUACACUAGCACACUUAGUAUGUAUAAUAUUGUUCGAAUUUAAAAGUAUGAUUAUCACCUUUUUUUAAUUUUUUUUUUAUUUUAUAUUUAUCUUUCUUAGUUUUCUCUUUCUAAGGAAGGCUUUUAUGUUUGAGUAUUUGUAAAUAUAAUGUUUUACAUAUAAUGAGAUUAUUGAAUUAUAAGAAUACUGAUCGUAGUUGCUGUGCCGCGUCAUUUCUUUCUCAA
Jatropha curcas is the source of this 5491-nucleotide messenger RNA. Its product is annotated as mediator of RNA polymerase II transcription subunit. Gene Ontology annotation, biological process: regulation of transcription by RNA polymerase II; positive regulation of gene expression. Lineage: Eukaryota; Viridiplantae; Streptophyta; Magnoliopsida; Malpighiales; Euphorbiaceae. Gene Ontology annotation, cellular component: mediator complex; transcription regulator complex. The record is from RefSeq and is a predicted model, not a curated record.